AAAGACUCUGGCUUUUCCCUCCCCCCUCUCCACAUGGGCAAUAUCGAUGUAUUAAUAAAAAGUCCUUCCAAUGACAUACGGGGUUGAAUUUGGUAUGGUAAGUUACGUGUCGUCUAGAAAAUUGAGAAGUGACUUUGUGCUGUGAGAAAAUUCAUCUGGACGUACUUUGUCCCUUGCCUUUGCUGGCAAGACCCCAGUACACUGGAAAAGCCCCACCCGAGAAUAGGCAUCGCUAUAAAUCAAUCAGAGGUUGCCCGGGAAUUGCCUUUCGUAAGUUUCCAAGGAAGAAUUUUGGCAAUGGACACCUUCAAUGCAAUUCGCCUGGCUUACCCCGAAGUGAUCUAUGCUUGUUUGGCUCUGAUCCUGGGUGCCCUGCUUUUCAUCCCCUCUCUUAAAAAUGACUUUAUAUGCAUUAAUAAACAUUCAUGGGAUAUAUUUCACAGCAAAGCCAAGAAAAAGUUCGAAUACCAUGCAUUUACUCUACUGAAAGAAGGUCUUGAAAAGGGCCGUUCGGCUUUCCGACUGGUGACAAAUAUGGGAACUUAUUUGAUUCUGACAGACAAUUACGCAGAAGAAAUAAAAAACGAUGACAGAUUCAGCGCUUUUGAUGCUGUCAAUGAUGUGUUACUCGUGGAUAUACCUGGAUUUGAGACUAUGUUUCAAGGAUCGCUGCAUAACCAUGUGUCUCCCAUCGCGAUUCGCGCUAUGAACAGAGAGCUUGUGAACCUGACUUCCGCCCUUUCAGAGGAAACCGUGCACUGCCUCCAGAACACCGGAGCAGAUAAAGAUAGUUGGCAUGAAGUCUCAAUCCACGAGCUAGUACUCGAUUCAGUUGCACACAUGACAACCAGAGCAUUCCUUGGCUCAGAGCUUUGUCGCAAUUCUGAAUGGCUUGAGAUUGCUAAGAGCUUUACGAUGAAUCGUUUUAUUGCCGUAGCUGCGAUCCAGUCCUGGCCAAAACUCCUUCACCCCCUGGUUCACUGGUUUUUACCCCCAUGUAAAAUUGUUCGCAGUCAAAUUGCGCGCGCAAGAAAGAUCCUCAUGCCAGUCCUCGAGCACGAAAGACGCGCCAGUCUCGAAAAUCAGUCAACCAACCGGGAAUUCUCCAAUUUGAUGUUCAUUGAUCAAUAUGCGAAUGGAACUCGCUAUGAUGCUACGAUGUCUCAGAUGCGACUGAUUGCAGUGGCUUUUCAGACUACUAGCGAUAUGAUCGAAAAGGUGCUGGCAAGAAUUUGUAAACACCCAGAGCUCAUUCAGCCGUUGCGUGAUGAAGUGAUCUCGGUAUUUGCACAGUAUGGCUUGAAUUCCAAGUCAUUGCUCAAGCUUACCUUGAUGGAGAGUGUAAUGAAAGAGAGCCAGAGACUUGAGCCUGCGGUUAUAAUAUCCAUGUUCCGGGUGGCCAGGGAAAAAGUGACUCUAAAAGAUGGCACGGUUGUUCCAAAGGGGACCAGUCUUGCGUUUGCAAACAAUCUCCGCUUUGACCCAGAGAUGUAUCCCAGCCCCGAAGAAUUCGAUGGUUAUCGGUUUCAAAAAAUGAGAGAAGAUCCGAAGAAAAGUACGCUUGCGCCAUUUACAAAGACCAGAAUGAGCCAUCUAGCCUUUGGCCACGGGAAAAGUUCGUGCCCAGGUCGCUUCCUUGCCUGUGAUGAAGCAAAACUUAUCCUGUCUCAUCUUCUUCUCAAUUUUGAUAUCAAGGCGGUAGAUGGACAACUUCCGGAAUUACAGAUACAGGGAAUGUUCAUUCAAUUGGACCCGAAGGCGAAAAUGUUGAUCAAACAUCGAGAAAGUGAACUUUCACUCCACGAAUAAACUACUGUGCUGAGUGUCGACUGUUUACAGUCAUACAUUGAAGUCGUGGGGAAUUGAUUUUUAAAAGAUCCCAUUCCGAUACUCCAGCGUAAUUCACCUAAAAAUGGAUUGUGAAAUCUAGCUUUCAUGAAUGAAA
Messenger RNA from Penicillium brasilianum, 1945 nucleotides. The record is from the annotation of a GenBank genome assembly. Lineage: Eukaryota; Fungi; Ascomycota; Eurotiomycetes; Eurotiales; Aspergillaceae.